AUGGCCGAAGGCAACCGAUCCAGUUUCGAAAUCGUCCCUAGAAAAGACACUAGCCUCUUCCAUAUGCGAGUAUCGCUCUCGCCGCCUGAUGAUACCCGUUCUGCCGGUCGCGUGAUUAAAAAGACAAAGACCGUGGUUGCUGGAUGCGAAUGCGCUGCAUACUGCGCUGACAUGAUGUCGGGCAUAGACGUCAUGCUCGCUUUGAAAGCAUGGCCUGACCGUGUUUUGGGGGGCGCUCCAAAGGUGUCUCCACACAUGGUUUUACUCGACAAGACCGGCUCACCGGCGACUUCAUUGGGGACAAAUACGCAUCGGGAAGGCCUUCACAUUCUGCAUGCAUCAUGGGACGAUGUUAAGGCGAACUGCAUGGUGGACAACUACUUCAUGGUGUUGUGCUCUGUAGACAUCGACUGGACACCUCUGGCUUCAUCGGUAAAGGAGGAGCUUCCGGAUUUAGGUCAUUGUCUGGCCAUGAUGUCGGAUAAACAGGAACUCACAGAUGUAUCCUUUGAUGUUAGCGGGGAGAGCUUGAAUGCGCAUCGCCUGGUGCUCGCAGCCCGAUCGCCAGUCUUCAAAGCGGAGCUCUAUGGCCCAAUGGUUGAAAGUAAGAUGACCUCUAUCACUGUCCAAGACAUGGAGGCCUCGACCUUCAAAUCUAUGCUCCAUUACAUGUAUCAUGGUUCACUCCCUGAUGCUGGUGGAAAGGAUGUUUGUUCCACCAUGGCACAAUACCAGCACCUCCUUGUAGCCGCUGAUAGAUAUGGGGUAGAGGAGCUAAAGAAGAUUUGUGAGGACAAGCUGUCUGGCAACGGUAUCACGGUAGACAAUGUGGUCUCGAUGUUGGAGCUGGCGGAGGACCACGUCUGCCCCAAACUCAAAGCUAGAUGCUUGGAUUUCCUCGCUGAUGGUGACAAUUUAAAGAUGGUUGCGAUAUCUGAUGCGUACAUCCAUCUGAUACAGAGCUUUCCGAAUCUCUUGGUUGAAGUGCGGAGUAGGAUCAAGAAAGCACUUGAAGAAUCUACUACCAUGAAUCCUGGUGCUCACAAGAAAACCCGAUUGUGUUAG
Messenger RNA from Lolium rigidum, 1065 nucleotides. Its product is annotated as BTB/POZ and MATH domain-containing protein 1-like. Gene Ontology annotation, biological process: protein ubiquitination. The transcript has a single exon. The record is from RefSeq and is a predicted model, not a curated record. The coding region runs from base 1 to 1065 and encodes 354 amino acids. NCBI's taxonomy places the organism in Eukaryota, Viridiplantae, Streptophyta, Magnoliopsida, Poales, Poaceae. Gene Ontology annotation, molecular function: protein binding.